AUCGAAAGUUCAGCAACACUCACAUAGAUGAAAUCUACCUCUUCCCAAUCGUCUGGCGCUUGUUUGUCAAUUAGAUCCAUUGCCUAAUAGCCAAUGUGCAAUUCCCCCACCAAGAACGUCUCUUUACCACUGAACCAUUCUUUUUCUCAAUCAUCAUUCGUGGCCCAAAAUAGUCACUCAAAAAACUUUCAACAAGUAGGCUUCAUCUUGGCCGGAAUUCUCGAUAAUGGCAGGCAGACAAAGAGUAGCUGCACCAGUCAGUGAUGAACAUGGAAGCAACGGAUCAAGAAUAAGCGCAGAAAAUGGCCAUGGUGAGCGGCAACCUUUGCUUGCUCCGGCCAGCAACGGGGCAUGGUCGGCCGCGUCCAAGCCACCGAAUGGAGGUUCUGAAGCCUGGUUAUUUGUUCUUGCUGGGUUCUUUGUCUUUGUGAACUCCUGGGGCAUUUCCAGCACCUUUGGCGUCUUCCUCGAGCACUAUCGCAGCCAACUCCUUCGUGGUACUUCACCCUCCACCUUAUCCUGGGUUGGCAGCGUCCAGUCAACGUUUGUUACCAUCAUGGGACUAGUGACAGGACCACUGACCGAUCGAGGUUAUCUCCGUCCUGUCAUGGUUUUCGGCCACUUCAUGGUCGUCUUUGGAAUGUUGAUGCUAUCUAUCUCGACUGAGUACUGGCAAGUCAUGCUUGCACAAGGAUUUUGCGUUGGCAUAGGAGCCGGGGCAAUCAACAUUCCUGCUUUCGCUCGCAUUUCUUCUCAAUUCACAACUAGAAGGCCGAUAGCUCUCGGAUGUGCCUCGACUGGUGCGAGCGUUGGUGGCAUUGUAUUUCCCCUCAUUUUUCGCCAGCUAGUCCCCCAAGUCGGGUUUUCUUGGGCAGUCCGGGCCAUCGCACUGGUCAACCUGAUCAUUUCGAUCCCGACCUUGAUCAUCUACUGUCGCAAGCCCGGUAUCCGGUCACCCACAUCAAAGAUGGUCGUGGAUCCUCGGGGGUUUACCGAGCCCAUCUUUGGCACGUUCGUGACGGCGCUUUUCUUCCAGUUUCUGGCGUAUUACAUCCCACUUUUCUAUCUCUCCACGUACGCUGCCGUCAAGCUGCACACAGGAGCCGACUUUGCUUUUGAGCUGCUGGCCAUUAGCAAUGCCGCCUCGUUCUUUGGCCGGACAGUUCCGUACCUGUUGAGCUCGCGCAUCACUCCCAUCCAGAUCCUCUUUUUCUGGGAAGCUGUGGGCAUCGUGCUGCUGUUCAGCUGGAUGGCCGUUGACUCGGUGAGCGGAAUCGUGGUCUGGACGGUCGCCUGGGGCUUCCUGUCCGGUGUGCUCGUUACGGCGUCGGCCGCCAGCACCGCCCAUCCAACGCUGAGUCCCAGUCUAGAUGUGAUUGGGGCGCGAUUGGGCAUGAGCUGGUCGACGGCGGCCAUAGGCGUCUUGAUUGGGGCGCCUAUCGCCGGCGCCUUGGCGGACGUGGCUAAUGCGGAUUUUGUUCGUGCGCAGGUAUUUGCUGGCGUGGUCAUGGCAGUAGCAAUGGUGCUGAUGACCAUUCCGUUGGUGGCCGCCCACCGUUACAGCAAGCAAAAGGCAGAGGCUGAGCAAGAUUAGAAGUUGUAGCUGGCAUGUUGUCCUAGGCUCCAAUCACACCCCAAUCGCUAGAUCAGCGACGUGCCCGGAGAUGAACGCUAAGGGAACUGAGGAAACGCAAGUCACGAGUAUGGAUAGAUAGAGGCAGUUCAGCCUGGCGACACGAAGAUGUAUCUACUGAACAUGAUUGAAUCUGAACUGGA
Messenger RNA from Pseudomassariella vexata, 1776 nucleotides. Its product is annotated as major facilitator superfamily domain-containing protein. Gene Ontology annotation, cellular component: fungal-type vacuole membrane. Gene Ontology annotation, biological process: transmembrane transport. NCBI's taxonomy places the organism in Eukaryota, Fungi, Ascomycota, Sordariomycetes, Amphisphaeriales, Pseudomassariaceae. Gene Ontology annotation, molecular function: transmembrane transporter activity. The transcript is spliced from 3 exons. The record is from RefSeq and is a predicted model, not a curated record. Bases 227 to 1594 code for a protein of 455 amino acids.